Messenger RNA from Staurois parvus, 1888 nucleotides. NCBI's taxonomy places the organism in Eukaryota, Metazoa, Chordata, Amphibia, Anura, Ranidae. The record is from the annotation of a GenBank genome assembly.
UGGAGCGCGAUAUUCUGGUGGAGGGUGAACCAUCCGUUCAUUGUAAAGUUGCACUAUGCCUUUCAGACAGAAGGGAAAUUAUACCUGAUUCUGGAUUUUCUCAGGGGAGGAGACGUCUUCACACGCUUAUCCAAAGAGGUUAUGUUUACAGAGGAGGAUGUGAAAUUCUACCUGGCAGAACUGGCACUGGCCUUGGACCAUUUGCACAGCCUGGGCAUCGUCUACCGGGACCUGAAGCCUGAAAACAUUUUGCUUGACGAAGCCGGACAUAUCAAGUUAACAGAUUUUGGGCUGAGUAAGGAGUCUGUGGACCAUGAAAAGAAGGCGUACUCGUUCUGCGGUACGGUGGAGUAUAUGGCGCCAGAAGUGGUGAACAGGCGAGGUCACACUCAAAGUGCCGAUUGGUGGUCGUUCGGUGUCCUUAUGUUUGAAAUGCUGACGGGAACGCUCCCCUUCCAAGGAAAAGAUCGCAACGAGACCAUGAACAUGAUUCUGAAGUCAAAGCUCGGGAUGCCGCAAUUUUUGAGCCCCGAAGCGCAGAGUCUGCUGAGAAUGUUAUUCAAACGAAAUCCAUUAAAUCGAUUAGGUGCCGGCCUGGACCGGGUGGAGGAGAUAAAACGACAUCCGUUCUUUGCUACCAUUGACUGGAAUAAGCUGUACAGGCGUGAAAUCCAACCCCGUUUAAACCCGCUUCCGGAAAACCUGAGGACACGUUCUGUUUUGAUCCGGAGUUCACAGCCAAAACGCCAAAAGACUCUCCCGGAGUUCCCCCCAGUGCCAAUGCCCACCAGCUCUUUAAAGGCUUCAGCUUUGUGGCUCCGUCCUCCAUUGAGGAACAUAAAAUCUCCUCGGUCACCACCACCCUGCCCAUUGUACAGCAAUUCCAUGGAGGCCGGGCGCAGUUUACAGACAUCUACGACCUUAAGGAAGAUAUUGGUGUUGGCUCCUAUUCCAUAUGUAAACGCUGCAUUCACCGGGCGACCAACAUGGAGUACGCAGUGAAGAUCAUCGACAAGAGUAAGAGAGAUCCGUCAGAAGAGAUUGAGAUCUUGAUGCGGUACGGACAGCAUCCGAACAUCAUCACCCUAAAAGACGUGUACGAUGACGAUGGGCGCUACGUCUACCUUGUGACUGAAUUGAUGAAAGGCGGAGAGCUGCUCGACCGGAUACUCCGACAGAAGUUCUUCUCCGAGCGAGAGGCCAGUGCCGUCCUCUACACCAUCACCAAGACCUUGGACUACCUGCACUGCCAAGGGGUGGUUCAUCGAGAUCUGAAGCCCAGUAAUAUCCUCUACAUGGACGAUUCCAGCAACGCAGACUCCAUCCGAAUAUGUGACUUUGGCUUUGCCAAGCAGCUGAGAGGAGACAACGGGCUGCUGCUGACUCCGUGUUAUACGGCCAACUUUGUGGCCCCCGAGGUCCUGAUGAGACAAGGCUAUGACGCUGCCUGCGAUAUCUGGAGCCUCGGAGUGCUGCUUUAUACUAUGCUGGCCGGGUACACGCCGUUUGCCAACGGGCCGAACUGCCGAACGACACGCCGGAGGAAAUCUUACUGCGAAUAGGAAGCGGGAACUUUUCACUGAGCGGAGGCAACUGGGACACCGUGUCUGACGCGGCAAAGGAUGUGCUCUCUCACAUGCUCCAUGUUGAUCCUCAUCAGCGAUACACGGCAGAGAAGGUAUUAAAGCAUUCCUGGAUAGCUUGCAGAGACCAGCUCCCUCUAUACCAGCUCAACCGGCACGAUGCACCUCACCUGGUCAAGGGUGCGAUGGCUGCUACAUACUCGGCACUGAACCACAAGACAUUUCAGCCAAUACUCGAGCCCGUGGCGGCCUCCAAUCUAGCUCAGCGGCGUAGCAUGAAAAAGCGAACGUCGACAGACUUAUAG